CGGGACGAGCCCGCCGACAGCAGAGGGACGACACCGCCUGGCAUACUCGCCCUCGACGAUACCCGCUGCACCCACAGCAUCUGCACACCGCACACGCCGAGUUUCCCAGCGACUCCCUGCCUGGCCGCUCCGCCCGCUGAUAGGCGCGCCCGUCUCCGCACAUGUCGAGACGAGCCCAAUAGCACCGCACCGCCUCGCAGCCGCGCUUGUGCAGCACGACCACACACCACGGCGCUCACAGCGGGCCUGCUGAGCUGCACCGACCUCCACCAUGCUGAGCGCCUCCGACUCGUCGCGCCGGCGCAGGAAGGAAUCCGAGGGCGAGCGCCGCAGCCCCAAGAGCAAGGACCGCGACCGCGACAAGGACAAGGACAAGGACCGCGAGCGCCACCGCAGCAGCAAGACGCGGCCGUCGGGCAGCUCCCGCAAGCCCCGCUCCAGCGCCAGCACCGGCGCCAGCAAGGAGGACGUCACCGAGCUGGCCGACCGCCCGCCCAAAGAGCGCACCCGCACCUCGUCGACGUCGGCGCCCAAGCCGCUGAAGAUGGGCGUCGUGCCCGAGAUGGAGCGCCGCAGCUCCAUGGGCAUGAGCUCGCUGAACGGCUCGCGCACCAGCCUGGGCUACCCCACCCUGUCCAAGACGCACGCGAAGGAGAACAUCUACAAGCGUGAGGAGCCGCCGGCCACGCCUGAGCCCACCGACGGCGGCGACGACCACAAGAACACGUCGCCCCCCGCGCCCACUCGAGCGCCGCCCAGUCCGCCGCUCGCCGCUACCAAUGGCGCUGACCUGCGCAAGACGGCCAGCAGGAACAGCAUGCGGAGGAACGUCGAUGAGCUACACAAGGAGAUGGCAUCAGGCAGACAGAGCGUCGACAGCGGCACCCGCCUGACGCCUGAUCCCCGGGCCGGCGCCGCGUCUCGCUCGAGCAUCAGAGAUGCCGACAUCGACAGCACCGAGUUCACUUCCACGACGAGCAGCCACCCCAGCACCGUGCGCGCAAAGUCUCCAAGAGCAGCCCCCACAAGAGCGCCCCCACCACCGCCAAAAGCACCGCCGCCGAGGACGAAGACAGCCAGCCCCUCGAACGCGAGGCCGCCAGGAAGAGCGCCGUCGACGACCGUCAGAGCGCGUUCCCAGCAAUCCUCGGAAGUCACGCAGUCGACAGGUUCCGAAUUCACAUCGAUCCCACCGGAACGCCAGCCAUCCCGCAGAGUGGACCAUUCACCCACCAAUUCUGAAGUGUCGCCCGACUCUGUGGUAGAUUCCUCACCACGGACGCCGACCCAACACUCAGUCCUGCCGACCCCCUUCUCAGCGAAGCAAGCACCCCCAAGACCUACAGUUGAAAUCAUCACCGACCCCCUCUCUCGUGCGCAAUCAGCAGACUCGUAUAAUGAGUCUCCUCUUACGCCACCUCCUCCACCACCACCGCCUGCUCUCAUGGACCCGCCACGAGUGGAUUACUUGCUGCAGAAUGGAGGCCUGAAGCAGCCAGUUCCCAGAACGCUACUCGCUGCAAUGGACGGCACACCAGUACCUGCAUAUUCUCAGUACAUGUCGCCCCGCAUAUCCGGUCCGCAGACACACGAUGCUCACACCUUCUUCAAUCCCCUGAAAAAGCUGCUCAAUGAUUACAAUGCAGUCAUGGACACCAGCGGUUCGUUGGCGGUCGCCACCGGGUAUCGCUCUGUGGCACGCCGUCUGCUCGACCGGCUCGAAGCAGUAUUCGCACGCAACAUAUCAUCUGAGCAAUGCCCGUGCAUCAUGUGCUUGGAUGUACCUCUGCACGAAGACCAAGCUGGAGUAAACUGGGGCGAGAUUCUCGAGCUGGUAUCCGGACGAUGCGACCUUCCUUCAUGGCCUCCCGUCGAUACAGCACAACCAAACGGUCUGGGAAUCGCUGACCUCGAACCGCCCUGCCAACGCAUCGAUGUCGACGUCCCGGAGCAGUACAAAGAACACUAUCAGCAGCAAGCCCGCAAAACCAAAGUCUCAGUCCAGUCCUGGCUCUCCAACAACCAAGACGCCAUCCCCGAAGACGCCGACGACGAAACCCUCACCUUCGCCAUGCUCACGCGCCUCGAGCAGCAGCAGCGCCCACUGUUUUACGCCGUCCUCUGGGGCAUGGACACCAUGCCGCACCCACGCACGGCCAAAGAUGCCCGCCCCACGCCGCCCUAUAUCACGAAGGCUGCGCUCGCGCUGCAGAGACUGUACAGGCUGUACCAACCGCCCCGCGACCAGCUCGUCACUAUGUAUAUGCUGCGCAACCCGGACAUGCACAACACCCUCGCCACCCUCGCCGCAGUCACCAAACACGAGUGGGAAAUCCUCGUCUCCGGCCGCUUCGAUGGCUUCCUCUGGUCGGGCGCCGAGCCCUCGCCCAACGCCUCGCGCACGCCCUCAGGCGAAGUCCCUACGCUCGGUGGCCCGCAGCGCUUUGCCUCCCCGUUCGGCGCGCCCAUGAUGAGUCCCCGCCCGGGUUCCGCGAGACCAGGUAGCGUCCGACCCGGAAGCGGCGGCCCCGCCCCUGUGCAAAUCGACGAAGAAACCGAGAUCGCUGUCCUCGCCGAAGUCGAGCGCGAAAUCUACCUCGGCAUGGAGGCCAUGGAAGAUGCUUUCGAGGCGCUGCACGUCGCGGCCGAGAACGUGCGGCGCAGGCUGCGGGAGCGUGGGGCAGCACUCAGCAUGGUUGCGCAAGCUCGCAGGCCGGCGGAUAUUGAGGUGCGGAUGGGGACGCCGGCGAGUGUUGUGGGAGAGGAGGGCUGGGGGGACGGAGAUGGGAGGAGCGAGAUCGGGCCGGACGAUUCAGCGAGUAAUGUCAGUCAUAAUCGGAGGCGGAGGGGGCACAGGGAGAGGAUGAGGGUCAGGACGCCGGCGGUUGUGGAGGAGGAUGAGGGGAGUAGUAUCGCCGAGAGGGUGAGGAGGAAGUACUGAACGAAACGCAAAAAUUGAGGGAUGGGGGAGAGGGACAUGAGGAUGGGAUUGAAGGGAACAGGAGGAUGGAUUUCAGCGACUAACGAGUAUAUGAUAACCUGCUUGUCUGGGCUUUGUUUUGGCUUUUCUCGCUGGACGAUUAGUUGAGGAGUAUGGAUACCCACUUUUUUCUUGUUCCUUUCGAAAGCCCGUGUUAUGUCGUUAUAUGUAGU
Molecule: messenger RNA, 3153 nt
Organism: Paraphaeosphaeria sporulosa
Lineage: Eukaryota; Fungi; Ascomycota; Dothideomycetes; Pleosporales; Didymosphaeriaceae
Exons: 1
Coding region: 272-2941 (889 amino acids)
Cellular component (GO): nucleus
Molecular function (GO): DNA binding
Source: RefSeq, a predicted model, not a curated record